AUUAUUUAAAUUUUUAAUAUAAAUAAUUAUAAAAUAAAAUUUAAGUACAAACCAAAUGAAAAUUAUAUAUAUAAUCAAUAUUUUGACUUAUAAUAUUAAUCACUGUGAGUUAUAAAAAUUCAGAGAUUGAAUAUAAUUAAAAAGAUAAUUUGUAACAGUUAUACUGAUUUAAAAGACAAAUACCUUUAAGAAAACUGAUUUUAAUGGUAAAAUACAAACAACCCCGAUUUUUAUCCACCCAAUCCAUAUAUGUUUUUGGUUCACGGUUCAACCAUGUCCGACCGUUGGUUCGGUCCAGAUUUAAAACAUUAGGUUUAAAUAAAACCAUUAAAAUGCAUAGUUGUGUUCAAUUUUAAUUUAAGAGCAUCCUCAAGCCAAAUAUUCCAAAUUUUCUAAAAAUAUUAAAUUAAGAUAUUAAUAUUAUGAUGAAAUUGAGAUAGAUUUAUUAUAAUUAUAAUAUUUUAAUGAUCAUAUAUAUUCAUUUUUAGUUUAAUAUUUUUAGGAGCAUCCGCAAGCCAAAUAUUCCAAAUUUUCUAAAAAUUCGUAGGAGGUACUUGCAAUUUGCAAUGAGGAUGUUGUUUAAGUUGAACAGUUAAACUGGGCCGAUAAUGAGCCGCUCCAAUAACUCCCUCUUUGCUAAACCUUAACCCUUUACAAUUUACAUAAUUGAUUCUCCAAACAUCCUUUUUUAAUGUUUGAUUCCUAUACAAGACAAAUCACCAAAGAUUCUCGAGUUAACAUAAGCAGAUGCCACACGAUACCAUUGUUCCUCUCGACAGAAAAAGAAUAACUCACUCCUCGAGGCUUCUUCUUACCUCGUUUUCAAAACUUGUACACGUAUGUAAGUAUAAAUGAAUAUGUUUAAACUCUAAUCCUGAAAAGACUAAAUUUCACGUUAAAACAUGACAUCUGAGUAUCGUCCAAGAAUUAUUGUGAAUGGAACAAGAAGAACAAGAACGUUCCAUUACUUCUAUUGCCGUCAUUGCAGCCGCACUAUUAGGCUCCAAAACUAUGGUCUAUAUGGUCCUUUAUGUCCUCUCUGUUCUAGAGAGAUCAAUCUCCACGAUGAGCUUGACAUUAUGAGGCUAAACCGGCCUUAUUGGGAUACCGAUACCGAUUGGAUCACUCUCCAUCUUGUCAACUCAACGAGAAGCAACCGGUUCAAUCAUGAACUAGUUAAUACCGAUGAUGAAUUCGCUGAUGUCUUGCCUAACGAACGUGUCGGUCCACCACCGGCCUCUCCAUCCGCCAUUGAGGCUGUAAAUACGGUGACGGUCUCGGAAGAAAAUUUGGCAAAAGAGAUGGUUUGUGCGAUAUGCAAGGAGGAGUUUGAAGUUGGAGAGGAAGGAAAAGAGUUGAAAUGUUUGCAUUUGUACCAUCCAAGCUGCAUUGUGUCUUGGUUGAAUAUUCAUAAUACUUGUCCCAUUUGUCGCUUUGAGGUUAACUUAGGCGUUUCCCAUUGUCACGUUGAUGGAGAAGAGUCUCACAACCUCGGCAAUGGUCGAUCAAAUCGCAUUCGAACUAGGGUUUGUUCUUUGUGGCCUCUCCGAAUGAUGUUUGAUUGGGUACAUAAUCUCCUCGAUGUAAGAAUAACAAACACUUGAAAACAUCAAAGAUAUUGCGAACAAGAAUAUUGUAUGAAAAUAGUAAUUAUAUAUAGACUAAAAUUAGGUUAAUUCUGAGAGACUGGAGUAAAAAUAUACAUCAAGAAGAAAAUAAAAUCAAGAGGCAACGAGGAUUAAAGGCGAAAGAGACGUUUAUAGAUUUUCGUGAAACAAAACUCUGACUAUAUUUUAUGUAAAUAUCAUCAAAUUAUUAUCUUUGAUUCCUUUGGAAGUUGUACGUAACUCGUGUAAAUAAAAUUAAGAAUUGUGGUGAAAAUCUUUUAGUUGGUAGAUCAUACGAUGAAAUAGAUUAGGCAUGGAUAUAUUUAUCCGGAACCGAAGAACCGAACCAAAUCGAAAACGAGGUUUUGUUUGGAUUUAGAUCUUUUCAAUGACCUUUGUGGAGCAUGUAUCUGUAGAACCAAAAAUACGAAAUUAAACCGAAUUCAAACCGAGAACCGAAUGGAUACCUGAAUUUCCAUAAUAUACUUUGUAUACUUAUAAAUAUUAAUUAUAUAUAGUUUUAAAAUAUCAAAUAAUUUAAGAUUUUAUUUAUAAGUCAAAAUACCGAAAACUAAAAUUAUCAAAAUACUUUUUAUCCGAAAUAUUUAAAAUUAUCAUAACUAACCAAAUUUUUAUCAAAGAACUAAAAAUCUGAUAUUUAAUCUGAUAUUUGGGUUUACAAUGUCUUGCUACUUUUGGUUUUACUAGUUAAAAUUAAACUCCAACUUGUGUUCAACCUUUGUUGCUUAAAGAUUAGUCGGAAAUCACUUUCAGUGCAAGACUCGCAUGCAUAUUUCACUGUGAUGGUGAUUUAGAGUUUCUCAGACCACCUCCAUCAAAGGCUUUAGUAAGAGGAUUCUAAAAAAAACUAAAAAAAAUAAAUGGUAAAUGUGAAAAAACCAAAGAACCAGUGUCUAAUAUGACACUUCUAGAACUGGUAAACACCCCAUGCGUGUCUUUUUGCUAUUGGCUUCUCUCUACCUUUCUCUUCGUUGGUGUAUUUUUUUUUUUGGGUCUGAGAAAUUUCUUGUCGAUCGUUUUGAGAAAUCUCUCCAAAUCAUCACCGUGGAGGUUCGUCGAUGUUUUAUUUUGGGUUUCAUUGAUCUCUUCACUACAGGAGGAGACUAGGAAACACGAGAUCAACCGUUUGUUGGAUGAGAUGCUGAGCUUGGAGAAACAAGAGCCUGAAUCGUCAUCAUCGGAGGAGGCGCAAGCUGUGACUCCGUGGGUCGUCUCCGAUAGUGUCGAAAGACUCACUUCUCCGCCGUGGCGUCUUCUGCGCACACAGGUAUCUAAAUUUGGAUGAGAGUGAGGAUGAAUGGGUUGAAACUUCCUGGCGUUUGGAAGACGUUAGUUGACGCUGUGAGUCGAGUCAAGGGGUCUUCAAGUAAUGGACAAAAUUACAGGAUGUCAACUCGCUCGGGACGUCCGUUCUCUGCAAUCUGCUGGUCGACACUUGAGCCUGUGAGUAAUUCUAUCUCUGAAAAAAUACCAUUCAGAAUCUUCCAUUGUGUGUUAUAUACACUGGCUCUCUUUCAUGGGUGAAGAACCAAGGGCGGGGAGUAUAAUAGGAGCAAACUUCACUGCUGGUUUUGUUGCUGGUGCUGCUACUUGCCCACUUGAUGUUGCAAAGACUCGGCGUCAAAUUGAGAAGGAUAGAGAUAGAGCUAUGAAGAUGACCACAAGACAAACCCUGGCUGAGAUUUGGAGGUAUGAAUUAGCAAAAGGAAACAGUUUCCUUGUUGAUAUUAGCAAAAAGUGAAGAUCUGUAUGUUGGGGUUAUUGAUGUCAGUACCGUCUGUAACACGUUUUGUUACUACAAAGAUUACGUUCGGAUGCAGAAGCUAUAAAUGUCAUAAAUAACUGGAUUCACAGCGUCAACUAACGUCUUUCAAACGCCAGGAUGAGUCAGCUAAUACCGUGGAGCUUUUUGGUGGGUCUGAGCUUGUGAUCACCAAGAGAGGAGAGAACAAAGUAACCAGGACUCUUGGGUCUCGGGAAUUCAUGCGCUACUAAAAACAGAAGCCACCACCGUCUUCUCAGAAACACAUUGUCAAGUUGAUUUAAUUGAGAAUAUAUGACAAAAAUUUGAAACAAAUCAAGAUUUCAACUAAUUGGCUUUUUCUUAUUUAGGAUUUGUAUUUGUAUUUUUAAUAUGCUUUUAUGUCAUUUUUAUUUAGAUUUU
Molecule: messenger RNA, 3792 nt
Organism: Brassica rapa (field mustard)
Lineage: Eukaryota; Viridiplantae; Streptophyta; Magnoliopsida; Brassicales; Brassicaceae
Product: E3 ubiquitin-protein ligase ATL59
Biological process (GO): protein ubiquitination
Cellular component (GO): cytoplasm
Molecular function (GO): ubiquitin protein ligase activity; zinc ion binding
Source: RefSeq, a predicted model, not a curated record